UAAAAGCGUGGACCUGUGAAAAGCAAAAAGAAACAGGAUCAGGAUCCGGCAACCUUAUUAAAAAGUUACAAAUGUCAAAUUGAAGAAGUCAUCACUUCAUUUCAAAUGUCACAAAUGUGAAGUUUCUCUACAAUAUUCAAAUUGAUAAUGAUAAUAUAAUAGCACUGAAUAUUUUGUCGUUAACAGAGAUUCGAUGUCUACUUCAUGUAUAUUUUUUCCAUUUAUUAAUUAUAAAUCCUGAAAACGACUAUGUUUGUGAGAAGUUUUUCAUUCAAGUAACAGGUUACCGCAAACACUAGUAAUAAAGCAACCAAAAGUACCAAAACAUUUGCAGUACCUAUAUUACGUUAAAAUGCGCGGUGUGAUAUCGUCGUAUUUUUUAAAAACUUUUAUCGCUUGCAGUCAGUGUGACGGUGAUGGCGAUGCAGACGUGCAGUGGCCACGGCGGGUAGUAACGGGGCUACAGCCCACUGGAGAAUUACACAUCGGCAAUUACUUCGGUGCGAUCCGGCGCUGCGUGCGCCUGCAGGAGCAAGGCGAUGACCUUAUGAUAUUCAUAGCAGACUUACACUCGCUUACCACACGCCAGGAGCCGUCGCUGCUGCAGGCGCGCGUGCUGGAGCUGGCGGCGUGCGUGCUGGCGGCGGGGCUGGACCCGGCGCGCGCCGUGCUGUUCGUGCAGUCGGCCGUGCCGCGCCACGCCGAGCUGUGCUGGCUGCUCACGUGCCUGGCCACGCACGCGCGCCUGGCGCACCUGCCGCAGUACAAGGAGAAGGCCGCCACCAUGAAGGAGGUGCCGCUCGGUCUGCUGCUCUAUCCCGUGUUGCAGGCGGCGGACGUGUUGCUGUACGGCGGCACGCACGUGCCGGUGGGCGCGGACCAGCUGCAGCACCUGCAGGUGGCGGGCGCGCUGGCGCGGACCUUCGCGCACCGCUACGGCCGCGCCUUCCCCGCGCCGCGCGCGCUGCUCGCCGAUGACGGCAGCGAUCGCUUGCGGAGUCUCAGAGACCCGAAUAAGAAGAUGUCGAAGUCCGACACGGAUCCCAAGUCGCGCAUUCUUCUGACCGACCCUGAUGAUAUUAUCGAGCUUAAAAUAAGAAAAGCAGUCACUGACUUCACACCGCAGGUGACUUUCGACCCGGAGACGAGGCCGGGCGUGUCCAAUUUGGUAUCCAUCCACUGCCUGGCCGAGGACAAACUGCCCGAGGAGGUGGUGCAGGAGGCCGAGGGACUCACCACCGCGCAGUACAAGCGCGUCGUGGCCGCCGCCCUGCAGCGCGCGCUGGCGCCCGUGCGCGCGCGGGCCGCCGAGCUGCGCGCGCGACCCAACUACCUGCGCGACGUGCUGCGCCACGGAGCCGCGCGCGCCCGCGUGCGCGCCGACGCCGUGUACGAGCGCGCCGCGGCGCUGGCCGGCCUGCGCUAGCUGCUGUAGCGGUGCGGCGGGCCGCGCUAGCUACAGUAGCUGCGGGCGGGCCGCGCUAGGCGUCAGCUACAGCAGCGGCGGCGGCAGCGCGCGGUCGCGCAGCAGGGCGAGCAGGUCGCGCAGCAGGUCGACGGCCUGCGCCACGGCCUCGGCCUGCUUCUCCGCGGCCAGCGCGCUGCGCAUGGCGGCCUCGGCCAGCAGUUCCUCGGUGGCGAGGCGCGCGCCGGGCGCGGACGAGUCGCUGGCGUCGUCGUCCAGCGCGGGCUUGCGCUCGUCGUCCGACUGGCUGGCGCGCCGCCCGCCGCCCGCCGCUGUACAUCGCGCCAGUUAGUGAGCGUCCGGACUAUACGUGUACUUGUUGAUCAUAUAAUUAGAAUGACUUAUUUCAUUGUUAGCGAGAUAGAUAAAAAUGUUUCAAUGUUAA
This is a messenger RNA of Spodoptera frugiperda (fall armyworm), 1850 nucleotides long. RefSeq names its product tryptophan--tRNA ligase, mitochondrial (gene TrpRS-m). The record is from RefSeq and is a predicted model, not a curated record. Gene Ontology annotation, cellular component: mitochondrion; mitochondrial matrix. The coding region runs from base 353 to 1426 and encodes 357 amino acids. Lineage: Eukaryota; Metazoa; Arthropoda; Insecta; Lepidoptera; Noctuidae. Gene Ontology annotation, biological process: mitochondrial tryptophanyl-tRNA aminoacylation. Gene Ontology annotation, molecular function: tryptophan-tRNA ligase activity; ATP binding. The transcript is spliced from 6 exons.